AUGGAAACAAAUUGCUAUCUAGACCUGGAUGAGAAAGGUAAUUCUGUCGAUCAAAAGCUAUACAGAGGUAUGAUUGGUUCGUCACUUUAUCUCACUUCCAGUCGUCCUGAUAUAAUGCAUAGUAUUUGCCUAUGUGCUAGGUUUCAAUGUAACCCAAAAGAAUCAUACCUUACUGCUGUAAAAAGAAUUUUGAAAUACCUAAAGGGAACUAGAAGUCUUGAAUUCUGGUACCCUAGUGGUGCAAAUCUUUUUCUAGAAGGUUGUGGUGAUUAUGACUUUGGUGGUUGCAAACUAGAUAGGAAAAGCAUCAGUGGAAUAUGUCACCUUCUAGGUUGUUCUCUAGUGUCUUGGCAAUCAAAGAAACAUUCUUGUGUGGCACUGUCCACCACAGAAGCCGAGUACAUUGCAGUAGGAAGUUGUUGUGCUUAG
This is a messenger RNA of Vigna umbellata (rice bean), 429 nucleotides long. The record is from RefSeq and is a predicted model, not a curated record. Lineage: Eukaryota; Viridiplantae; Streptophyta; Magnoliopsida; Fabales; Fabaceae.